Alternaria rosae is the source of this 936-nucleotide messenger RNA. RefSeq lists its product as uncharacterized. Bases 1 to 936 code for a protein of 311 amino acids. The transcript is spliced from 3 exons. NCBI's taxonomy places the organism in Eukaryota, Fungi, Ascomycota, Dothideomycetes, Pleosporales, Pleosporaceae. The record is from RefSeq and is a predicted model, not a curated record.
AUGGAUAGAUACGGUCAGCGCACCCACUAUGACCUAAAGACCAAGUUCAUGCUGCAGACUACACCGUUCCUUGUCCCAGGGAGGAGCAACCCUUUCGUAUCGCUACAGCAAAUCUGCCGGCAGAUCUACACCGAGACUGCCAUGCUUCCAUUCUCUGGCCUCAACCAUUUCUGGUACUUGGAUGACCUUGCCCUCCAGAUUCUAAGGAAGCGCCUUCUACCAAUCCAAUUUCAUUCCAUCACUAAGCUCGUCUUCUUCGUUACCGAGAAUGUGGACAUGCCUUCUGCAACGGGCAAUUUCGACCCUGCCCGGUUUCAGAAUCUUCGUCUGUUAACGAGGCUUAAAUACAUCCGUAUUGUUGUGUUGAUCAAACUGGACAGCGUCCGUGCAGGCCCAUACAGCAUAGCUCGGUGGAUAGAGAAUCCCACCUUCGCGCGCAUACAGGCAAGUUUGGAGCCCAUAUUUCUGGAGGCUGUGCCGGAGGGUGUUGACUUGGAUUUCGAGCUUCGUCGGUCAAGUGACUCCGAUCACGACCCCCACGAGAACGGUAUCCUGGAUGCCACACCACGUACGCCCGAUGUUAUGGCCAUUACCCAACGAAACAGCGCUACCUCACCUCUACUCCGUCUUCCGGCCGAAGUGCGCAACAAGAUCUUCACCUACGUCAACAGUGGUUUGAACGUCUUCCUGUGGAAUGAACGUUUCGACCCUGGAGUUAAACCCAGCGGCGCCUGCUGGAAGCCUCAAGUCCUCAUCGGACAUGACGCUUCCCCACUCGCACGUCCUUGCCUUCCAUCAUUCCUGGGUCUUCAGGCCACCUGCCGUCAGAUCUAUAACGAGACAGCAUUGCUUCCCUUUCCCACCAACAAGUACUGGUACUUCCCCAUAUCUUCGCUGGAUGAAUGCAAAACUCUGUUUCACGGAGCGCAGUUGUAG